UUUGUCAACAAGUGAUAAGGAGAAAGUCAUCGAAUCGACUGCAAAUUUCUUUUAUUUGGUGUUCAGUCCCUAAAUUCUGUAAUGCCUGACAAUAUUUCAACUUUCAACUUUUAUUCCUCAGAAAUAUCUUCAUGCAUUGAAUUCGUUAAUGUGCAGACUUGAUUUCUUUAAGGAAAGUUCAUAUGCAGUGUGCAGGGAGUGUGUCAUAAAUUUCAAGCGGAUCUUCAUUUCCUAAUUUGACUGAAUCUCAUCGGGAAAUCAACAAAACUACAUUAAUUCCACAUGUAAGAAUUCUGCAUUUGGAAGGAAAAGGGUUCUUUUCAUCUCAGGAGACUGCAUUGCUGUCUUGUAACUAAAAGUAUCUGCAGGUUCUCAACCCUUAUAUAUUGUAUUUGCUAUGGACUCAAAUCCUGCUGAAAAUUCAAACUCAGAUCAAUCAGACACCAUUAAACAGAAGCAGUUGUAUUUUCUUAAUGAACAAUUGCAGUCCAUGGUGCGAGAAUUGCCACCACAAUAUCAGCAACGGCUGCCCUAUGAAUUAUUGACUUGUCUUGCAGAAUCUCUUUUGGAUGGGACAGUUUUUAGUAUCAUCAGUAACUUAAUGGAUAUUCAGCAUGUUACAGAAAAACAGUUGUUUCAGCAAAGAUUAUCUUACUUGAGAAGUUAUUCAGAUAAAGUCCAGGCAGUGACCAAUGGUGAUUUAGGAGAAGAAGAAAAGGCAGUCCAAUUGAAUACCCUGAGUGCCAGGCAUAAAGAGGAAUUGAAACUUUUUGAUAUGAGUAUCAUAAUGAAGUUAGAUGAAAAAGUAGCUGACCAACAAAGGAUUUUAGGUCUAGCUGGAGUACCAGGCUUCGAGGUGACAAGUGACCCAAUUAAAAUUCAGCUGCAAAUCCGUCUUCUAGAUUUCAUUUUGCGCAUUAGCCAAAUGAACUUACCUUUCAACUGAAUGUGGAUUACGCAUCUCUCUUGCUCCUGUGAGAUCUGUUUUUCUGUGACACACAAUGUUCUCAUCGGAUGAACCAAACGAGGAAGGAAUCAUUUUCAUGACUCAUUAGGGCUGCCACUGAGAGUGACUUCUUAAUGCUUUUUUCUCCUUGCUUGUAAAGGAGAUCAUGAAAUUUUCACUAAAGGAAAUCCUGGAAGAAAGAGCUUAAAGCUGUGAUAUUUAAUAUCAUUGGAACAGCAUGUUAUGUAAGACAGUAGAAAUCUUUUUUGUUCCUCGUUUUUUGCAUAGAGUACAUAGAGUCGUAAUAGGAAUGAAGGAGCUGGGGCCACUUUUGUGAAUUUUCCAGUCUUUGAAAUCCAUGACUCCUCAGCGGUGCCAGGUUACUAUUUUGAUACAUAAUCGAUUUUUUUCGAUACACAGAUACCUGGCCGAUGAUAGGCCUUGUGAUGUAAACAAAGAGGUUCUGAAGUAUUACGUAUUCUGCAUCGUCAUUUUGGAUCGAAAAUAAAUCGGAAAGGUGACCAAAUCUCAGCGCACACCUGGCUUGGAACUCGUCGAUCAGAACAUGACCCCAGCUCACUUCUUCAUAUUGCGACUCUAUGUACUCCAUGGUGUUUUGGAACUGAUGAGCUUUGUGGAAUCCCCCUAAUAUUUAAGUUCUUACCAAAUACCUCAGAUAUUUUCAGUCAUAGACUACAAGACGAUAAUAUUCCAAUGUAAGCUGUAUUUUGCCACCCUUAAACUAAAAUUAAUUCAAAAGAAGAAGUAAACAGAAUAAUUCUGUUACAACAGGCCUCCAAGUAAGGUCAGAGUAUAAACAUUAAGAUGAUGGAAAUAUUGAUAGGGAAACCGCAAAAAUAAGUAUCUCGGUUACGGUGUUUCAAAAUCACAGCUCGUAUUUUAUUUUUUGAUGGAGACCAAGCAAACAUCAUGGCUUGAAAUUUUCACAAAAUAUCCAUCAGUCAUAGCAGAACAAUCAUGAAAGUUUUCAAGUAAUUAGAUUUUGUAUUUUUCUAUGUAGAAAAUCAAGUAUGACAGGAGGUUUUCAACGAGCAUUUCUUCGCUACGCAUUUCUGCAGUUUCACCAAUGAUAAGUUCUAUUAAUAGCAACGUGUGUUGGAAGCUUCAUAUUCACUGAUGACCAACCAUCUGGAAUAUUUUCAAAACCUUGCUAAUGAUUAUGUGUAUUGAUUGCUGGAGCAUUUCGACGGUGUAAGUC
Messenger RNA from Bemisia tabaci, 2165 nucleotides. RefSeq names its product gonadal protein gdl. The record is from RefSeq and is a predicted model, not a curated record. Lineage: Eukaryota; Metazoa; Arthropoda; Insecta; Hemiptera; Aleyrodidae.